AUGAACAGUCUUAAGGAAAGAGGACGGUCUGUGCGCCUGCCCAGCGGCAGGACGCGGUUCCCGCGGGCCCGGCCGCUCCUUGGCGCGCUCCCGCGGCUGGCGGAGGUGACCUCUGCCCCAGUGAGGCGCGUGUCUCCCUGUCACGGGCCCCCCCGGCAGCACGUGCCGCUCCGGGGAUACGGGUUCAAGCGUCAUCCGCGAUCACCGCCCAGCCCCGCUGCAGCCGCGGGUGAAGAAGAGCGGGAACCCUCAGAGGUUGCAGCAGCCAGUGGUCACACUGUGGUGUUAGUAGACCAGUCAGAUGAAAUCCUUAAAAAGUCUGCAAAAGGAAUUGAAGAGAGUUUGAAGAGAGUGGCAAAGAAGAAAUUUGCAGACAAGCCUGAGGCUGGUGCUGAGUUCAUUGAGAAGACCUUAAAGAACCUCACAACAAGCACAGAUGCAGUAACAGUGGUCCACAGCACGGAUCUGGUGAUAGAAGCCAUUGUGGAAAACCAGGAAAUUAAAAAUGAACUCUUCAAGAGGCUGGAUAAGUUUGCUCCAGAGCAUACAAUAUUUGCAAGCAACACUUCAUCCUUGCAAAUCACACAGUUGGCUAAUUCAACCACCAGGCAGGACCGAUUUGGUGGUCUCCAUUUCUUUAAUCCUGUGCCUAUGAUGAAGCUUGUGGAGGUCAUCAAGACUCCAAUGACCAGCCAAAAGACUUUUGAAUCACUUAUGGAUUUCAGUAAAGCAGUAGGAAAGAGUCCUGUCACUUGUAAGGAUACUCCGGGAUUUAUUGUAAAUCGUCUCUUGGUGCCAUAUAUGAUGGAAGCUGUCCGACUUUUUGAGAGAGGAGAUGCAUCAAAGGAAGAUAUUGAUGUUGCUAUGAAGCUUGGGGCUGGCUAUCCCAUGGGUCCAUUUGAACUGCUGGACUAUGUUGGGUUGGAUACCAGUAAAUACAUUAUAGAUGGAUGGCAUUCAUUAGAACCAAACAAUCCUCUUUUUGCACCCAGCCCACUUCUGAACAAACUGGUAAAAGAGAAGAAGCUGGGUAAGAAGACUGGAGAAGGAUUUUACAAAUACAAGUGAACUCCAAACUUCGAGAAGUGUUGAACUACCUGUGUAUGCUAUUCUGCAUUGCCAUAUUACAGGUGAAUUCUGUUUAAACCUUCCCAAGGAUGGUACAAGCUGCAUUUAGAACAUAACCCACCUCUGAACUGAAUGAUUGCACUAGUUAACUAUUUCUCUGGUGAAAGCUUGAUUUGGAAGAUUACUUUUUUCUUGUAAUUCUGAAAAGCUCUAUAUGUGCAGUGCCUUUUUGCAAACGUUGAUUUUUAAGGUGCAGGACAGAAUGACAAGUGAAUGUAUGUAUUUGAAACAUUAUUGCAUUAACGGAAAAAAUCCUAAAAGUAACCACACUUUCUAAAAAAUAAAUUUUUCAGCAAUUCUGUA
This is a messenger RNA of Chaetura pelagica (chimney swift), 1431 nucleotides long. RefSeq names its product hydroxyacyl-CoA dehydrogenase (gene HADH). Gene Ontology annotation, molecular function: NAD+ binding; (3S)-3-hydroxyacyl-CoA dehydrogenase (NAD+) activity. The coding region runs from base 1 to 1068 and encodes 355 amino acids. Lineage: Eukaryota; Metazoa; Chordata; Aves; Apodiformes; Apodidae. Gene Ontology annotation, cellular component: mitochondrion. The record is from RefSeq and is a predicted model, not a curated record. The transcript is spliced from 9 exons. Gene Ontology annotation, biological process: fatty acid beta-oxidation.